Molecule: messenger RNA, 4048 nt
Organism: Eupeodes corollae
Lineage: Eukaryota; Metazoa; Arthropoda; Insecta; Diptera; Syrphidae
Gene: bora
Product: protein aurora borealis
Exons: 2
Coding region: 149-1864 (571 amino acids)
Biological process (GO): regulation of mitotic spindle organization; regulation of mitotic nuclear division; activation of protein kinase activity
Cellular component (GO): nucleus; cytoplasm
Molecular function (GO): protein kinase binding
Source: RefSeq, a predicted model, not a curated record
CCCAUCUUUGAAGUUCUAGUGCACCUCUUCGUCUUCGCGAUCAUUCAAAUAUUCAAAUUUAAAGGAAAAAUUGUUUUUUUUUUCGAUCACUGCCGCGUUCUAAUGAUUUUCAAUUAAUAAAGACAGAUCGAAUAAAUUUUUAUUCAUAAUGAAUUCCCUAGAUCACACGCCCUUGCGCUACAAAAAUCGAUCAUCUAUGCAACAUUUUUUUAAUAAAAAUUUAAGUAAAAGCUCCUAUGGCCAAAAUCAGCAUUUGAUGUCCCAUUCCCAUGGCCACCACUCAAGAAGGUUCAGGGAAACAAACAAUAGUUACGAUGUAUUUCCAGUUGUAAAAACCCCGCCAACCAAACGCUUCUCAAAAGUUGUGAAUCCAUUUGAGGCAGCUCUAACAGAACGCCUGCAUUUGCCAAUUAUCGGAAGUCCUACGCUAUUCCAACGUCCGCCCACGCCACAACAUUCGUCUACUCAAUUUGCAUGGACCAUCGACGACGUGUCUUCAUUGCAACCCGCCAAUGUGGAACCUCAUGAAACACAAUUUCACGAUUCGCCCGACCCGGAGUUUGAAGCCAAAGCUCAGUCGGCUAUUAGUUCGUUCUUCAAAGAGCAACAAAUUGUUCCUAGCCCAAUUGACUGUCCGUUGCGCAGCCAACGCAUUAUUCUCUCCGAAACCACUGGCACCACUCCGAUCUCCAAGCCAGGACGCCGAAUACGUGAUAACUUUGCUCAAACAGUCCUUUCCCUUCCACCAACAUUACCAAAGGAAUUGGAGGCUGCAUUGGCUCCGUAUUUCAUGUUUACUGAGUGCCAGCAGAGCACAAGCAAUUUGGCUGAUACUUCCAUCAGUGCCAUUGAAUACGAUAUCCGGGACGCAUCUCUAAGACGAAAGUUGUUUGACUACCAGGGCAUUUCGUCCAUUGAGGAUGAAACAUUCGCGGGUGUAGAAAGUUGCCAGCUUACUACCAGCAGUCCUCCACCGCAAUCCCCGGAAGUCAUAAAAUCCAAAGCCGCCAAAAUUGACGAUGCUUUCUUCAAAUCAAGACUAUCCGAUCCCAUGGAAAAGAGUUCUUUUGGGUCUCUCUCACCAAUUGCCCAAAGCUCUUCGCCUACAGAUUUAGAGCCCAGAUCACAAAUUUGUGUUUCCAAGAAUGUGGUUGCGUCGUCAUUGCGCCAAACUUUUUUAUUCGAUAACUAUAGAUGCCCAAAAAUGGAAGAUUUUGCUAGUCCCCUUGCCAAGAGGUCGCCCGUAUACCUUUUCACAACUCCAGAACGGAGCACGGCUUAUCAGGGCUCUUCGCCACCUUAUCGAGUGAGUGAAAAGAGCGACUCUGCAUUUAGCAUUAGGAUUAGCGGGCUUCUUGUUGAUACAACAAAGAGAUCACGUGCAUCUGCAGAACUUGACUUAUUUGCUGACGAAACGCAAGACAUCGACGAAGACGAAAUGCAAGUUAGCCAGUUGUCUGCUAUAAGCAACAUUUCCUCGGAAUCUGACACGCCGCGAAGCAAACGACGUUCGGCAAGCAGAAAAAACCUCUCCCAGUCGUUCACAAGCCAGCGCGUUUCGAACGACAUCACAAAUGAGAGUCUACAAAUAGAUUCUUUGGAAGUAAAUAAGAUAUAUGUUCCAGCACAUCAGAGUACCGAAGUAAAUACGAAAACCCAUUUAUCAGCUUCUGGACACUCGGUGCUUUAUCGUACUGACAGUGGAUUCAAUGAGAUGACCAAUACUAGCAGCACACAAUUUGAUGGAAAGCCCCACUUUCAACUAUCAGGAGAGGAAGAAAAGACUACACAUCAGAACGAUUGUGAUGCUGAUGUGAGUAUGAUUUGCUGCUCAACGCCAUCUAAGCACUCCGCCAUGCCUUAACGGCGAGAGAAGCGCUAGACAUAAGUUAUCUUUAGAAUAAUAACAUUUUUGUUGCAAUUAGAAUAAUUUUUAUAUGAAAUAAGUUGCCAACGAUUGUAGAGAUUUUAUUAUUGAAUUUGAAUUGUUAUAAUGAAUUAUUGCAAUAUCUAAUUGUGUUUUUACUACUAGCAACAAGUGUCAUACGUUUUAAUGUUUUUAAGAUACAACCACCAUUUUAUUGAUCAAUCAAUCAGUUUAGGUUGAAGCUACUUAGAUACUAUAUAAAUUGAGAUUAAAUAAGAAAAAUACACGAAAUAUCCGUUUCAAGAUUUUCUCAUUUCAUUAUUAUUAGAAAGUUCUCACAAAGGGUACAUUAAUAUGAACAAGAGAAAAAAAAAUGGCGACGGUUAAAAUGACGCCACAGAAAAGGUCGCUUUUCAAAACCAAGAAAUUUGGAAGGCGAACAAAUAUUUUCUAUGGAAAUUUGGCAAUGCGUUAAAAUUAAUCUUGAAUACAGUUCAUUAUUCUUAAAACGUUGGUGGGAGAAUCCCAAUGGAGCGUGAUCGUUAUUUUGAAGAAAAAUAUUUUUAGUUCUGUAAUGUUUUAGGUUUUAAGAUUGUUGAUUGAAAAAUAGACUAAAUACAAAUACAAUGUUCUAACAUUCCAGUUCGCUCUUGAUAGUCCGGUAUUCAAGGUUCACCCUGUUGAGUUCCCUGUGAUGGAUCCUCUAGAGGCGCUUUCUCAGCCUUUGGAAUAUUUUUAGUUCUUAAAUGUUUUAGGUUUUAAGAUUGUUGAUUGAAAAAUAGACUUAAUACAAUUUUUAAAAAUCUAGCUAAUAAGAUUAUCAUAACUAGUACCACCCAGAGGUACAAAGGCGACCAUACUAAAAUUACAUGUAAUCAGACCUUAAAUUAUAAUUGAAAAGAAAUUAUAUUUUUUUAAUUAAAUUUUUGAAUUAUAAGCUUUGCAAAAUACGUCUUAACAAAAAAGUGUGUUUUAAGAAACAAAUUUAUUUUGUCUUUCUUUUUUUUAAUUCAUUUUUAUUAAUUCAUUCUUAAAAGCUAGACAAAAAUUCAUAAAACAAGCCUAAUCCAUAAAUUACAACUAAAUUAAUGGUCCCAUACGGACACUCUACUUAAAACUAAUGCCUUUCGGCUCUAAGAUCUAUUUUACUUCAUUUAAAUUUUAUUUAUUUUUGUAUUUAUUAGAAAAUUUAAAAAAAAAAUAAUAUCAAUAUCCUUUUUUAUCUUUACUUACAAACUACUUAAAAUAAGGUCCUUAAAUAAAACUUAAAACUAACUUAAACUACCUAUUCUACCUAUAAACUACUUAAAGAAACUUGACCUUAAAUUUUGUCUUUCUUUUUGUUUAACAUACAAACAUUGUAAAGACAACAUCGUAAAAGUUUCCGAUUUAUGAUGAAAUUUACUAGAUUUGAAAUGCAAAUUUAUAUAGCUUCGUCUUCUCGUAUUGAAUUAUUUGAUUUUAUUUUUUUCGGUUUGGAAGAUACCAAAUAUUAAAGACAUUUUAGACCAUAUAAACUUCACUCCUAAAUAAUGGCGAAACCCUAUAUUAAUGCCCCUGAGAAUCUUUAGUUGCAAAGCUACAUAAGAAGCACUUGAAAUUUGAAGUAUUACUAUUAUGAUUAAUAUAACUACUAGCACAAGCUACCAGAGAUUUUAAAAAGAGAUUAUAAGGCUAUUUAGAUACAAAAUCACAAUGCCUAGGGCUAUCAGAGCUCGGAAAUAAUCAUCGGCUGAUAUUAUAAUCGAAGGAACAUAAUAUGUAAGCACUACGUAUAAUAUUUUUUCAAUUAUCUUUAAAAAGUCAAAUUUUAGUAUAAAUAAAAGUUACAAAAAUGCAAACAGAAUAUAAUUCCGGUAAAAUUCACUAAAAACACGAACGACAUAUGUACACACAUUUUCAAAUGUAUUUUAUUUGAAUUCUUUCCCUUAUGAAAUAAGGUUUGUUUAGUUUCUGUUUAAAAAAAACUUAUUUAAAACGCAAAGAAUUGCAGUUUUUGAAUCUACAAUUCUAUAACUUAAAAACCUUUCCUCGAUAUUUACAUAUAACUUUUACAGCGGAUUAUGGCCUUUGAGAAGACUUUUUUAUUCAAUUACGCAUAUGUAAAAUGUAUGGUAGCGUUCUUAUCCUCAUAAGUAUACAAUUAUUUUUACUUUCCAUCUUAUUGUCAUUGUUUAAGUC